This is a messenger RNA of Capronia epimyces CBS 606.96, 969 nucleotides long. Its product is annotated as inositol oxygenase. The transcript has 2 exons. Bases 1 to 969 code for a protein of 322 amino acids. The record is from RefSeq and is a predicted model, not a curated record. Gene Ontology annotation, molecular function: inositol oxygenase activity; iron ion binding. Gene Ontology annotation, cellular component: cytoplasm. Lineage: Eukaryota; Fungi; Ascomycota; Eurotiomycetes; Chaetothyriales; Herpotrichiellaceae. Gene Ontology annotation, biological process: inositol catabolic process.
AUGGUUGGCAUUCUGCUUGAACAACCCUCGCAUGCUCCUGCCUUCCGCACCGACCGCGACGGUCUGGCCUUUGAAGAGCUUUGUGACGAGAUUGAACAUGCCGACAUCCUUGCUGACCAAGCGGUCAAGCAAAAGCAAGCCCGAAACGAAGAUGACGACGGUCCAUCCAAAUUUGACGCCGACAAAGACAAGUCUCAAUUCCGCCAGUAUGAGACUGCCAGCGAUCGGGUCAAGAACUUCUAUCUGGAGCAACACACCAAGCAAACCGUCGCAUACAACCUCAAGGCACGCAAUGAAUUCAAGUCCAAGACUCGCGCCGAGAUGACGGUAUGGGAAGCCAUCGAACGCCUCAACACGCUCAUCGAUGAGUCCGACCCAGACACCGAGCUCAGUCAGAUCGAGCAUCUUUUGCAGUCCGCCGAGGCAAUGCGUCGUGACGGUCGUCCUCGCUGGAUGCAACUGACCGGCUUGAUCCAUGACCUUGGCAAGCUCUUGUUCUUCUUUGACGCCCAGGGUCAGUGGGAUGUUGUUGGUGACACUUUUCCUGUUGGCUGUGCCUUUGAUGACCGGAUCAUCUACGGCACCAAGUCCUUCGCGGCCAACCCCGACUUCAACGACCCAGUCUACAGCAACAAGUUCGGCAUCUACUCUCCAGGCUGUGGUCUGGACAACGUCAUGCUCUCCUGGGGCCACGAUGAGUAUCUCUAUCAUGUGGCCAAGGAUCAAAGCACCCUCCCCGACGAAGCUCUCGCCAUGAUCCGAUACCACAGCUUCUACCCUUGGCACCAGCAGGGCGCCUAUCGGGAGUUCAUGACCGAGCACGACGAGAGGAUGCUCAAGGCUGUCAAGAGGUUCAACCCAUAUGAUCUCUACAGCAAGAGCGAUGAGAAGCCCUCGGUUGAAGAACUCAAGCCAUAUUACCUGGAAUUGAUUGACGAGUUCUUCCCACAAAAGGUUGUUAAGUGGUAG